AACAGAUUGUUUCUGCGCUGAAAGUGGGCGCAAUUUCGUGUUUAUAUAUAUUUUUUGUUUUUGAUUGUUUAAUCUCUGAUGAUUUUCUUGGAACAAGCGUAUAUUUUAUUGAAAGAUGAUUUACAGAAAAUGUUUUGGACAAACUUUUCUUAUAAUUAGGCAUAUUUAAAAGAAAUUUUAAAGUAGCAGCAUUAUCAAUUAUAAAGUAUUUUUAAGUAUGUGAAAGUGACUAAUCCCUGUUUCUCCGAAUUUUCAAUUUUUGUCCUCCAUGGAGCCUUUGUAACUUUGUGCACAGACUACAAUUUCAAUGUUUCUGUGGUAAACUCCAAUCUAGUGUCAGGUGCGACUGUAGUUCAGAUUCUCUUUCUGCUAUCUGAUCCAAGAAAUAGAGAGAUGGAGUUGAUUGGGUUCGUUCAAGUUUUCAACAUCAUCGUCAUCGCCAUCGCCAUCGGGACUCCGUUGUACUUGUGCUGCAGAUCUUUGACUUUUUCUUCUUCUUCGUCUUCUGCUGUUGAUUCUGCUGUAGCUGAUGGUGCUGCUGUUGCUGAUGACGAGGAUGCUGAUAUCCCCCUUCGUCGAGAAAAGUACGAUGUGUUUAUCAGUUUCAGAGGUGAGGACACCCGCCUUGGUAUUACCAGCCAUCUUCAUGCUGCCUUACUUGAGAAGAAAAUUGAAACCUACAUCGAUAACAGACUUCAGAGAGGAGAAGAAAUCGGACCUGCCCUUCUAGAAGCAAUCGAGAAAUCCACCAUUUCGGUGAUCAUUUUCUCACAAAACUAUGCUGAUUCCACAUGGUGUUUGGAUGAGCUUGUGCAUAUACUCGAAUGCAAGGAAAGAUAUGGCCACAUGGUUCUACCCGUAUUCUACCACAUCAAUCCAUCUCAUGUACGAAACCAACACGGGAGUUAUGCGGAUGCAUUUGCUCAACUUGAAAAGCGUUUCGAGGACGGUAUCGAUAAGGUGCACAAGUGGAGGGAUGCUUUGACGACUGCAGGCAAACUAUCUGGGUUUCAUCAUUCAAACAAAUCCGGGACGGAGGCAGAUCUAAUUAAGAAUGUUGUCGAUCGUAUUUGGACCAAAUUGAUUUGUGAAUCAUCAUGUGAUUUAGAGGGCCUGGUUGGAAUUGAAAGCCGCAUUCAGCAAAUUGAAGAGCUAUUGGGCAUUCAUUCACAAGACGCUUGCAUCACUGUUGGUAUUUGGGGAAUGGGUGGCAUUGGCAAGACCACCCUCGCUGAAACUGUAUUCCACAGACUUUCUUCUAAAUUUGAUGCUUCUUGUUUUCUUAAGAAUGUUAGGGAGAACUCAGAAAAAGCAGAUGGACUAGAUCACUUGGAAAAAAAACUUCUUAAGGAGAUAUUAAAGGGAGAAGGUCUAUCCAUGGGAUCAACUUUUGUUCGAGAUAGGCUCAAGUGUACAAAGGUCCUCAUCGUUCUUGAUGAUGUGAGUGAUUCAAUACAGCUGGAACGUUUAGUUGGCAAGCGUCUUCGGUAUGCCACUGGAAGUAGAAUCAUUAUCACAAGUAAGGAUAAGAGAACACUUACUGAAGAGGGUAAGAUCUACGAGGUUGAGGGAUUAAAACGGGAUGAUGCUCUUCAGCUCUUCUGUUCUCACGCUUUCAAGAAUAAAAGUACUCCUAUAACAGAUUAUAAGGAGUUGGCAGAAAAGGCGGUGGACUAUGCUGGAGGCGUUCCUUUAGCUCUUAAACUUCUGGGGUCCUUGUUCUUCAGUUGCAAGAGCAAAGAAGAAUGGGAAGAGGAAUUGGACAAACUGAAAGAGUUUCCCAAUGAAAAGCUCCAGAGAGUGUUGAGACUAAGUUAUGAUGGAUUGGAAAGAAAUGAGAAGGAGAUAUUUUUGGAUAUAGCAUGUUUUCAUAAAGGGAAUGAAGUGGAAGAGGUAAGAAAAAGGUUGGCUAUCCGUGGACGCUUUGCGGCGGCUGGAAUUAGAGUUCUCGUUGAUAAGUCUCUCAUAUCAAUUAAGUCAAUAGGAUGGGAAAUUAUAGAGAUGCAUGAUCUGCUUGAAGAAUUGGGAAGAACAAUUGUUCAGGAACAAUGUAUUGAAGAUCCCGGAAAACGGAAUAGGUUGUUCAACGAUGAGGAUAUAUAUCGUGUACUGACGAUUAACAAGGAAACUCCAAAUGUUCAAGCCAUAAUGUUUGAUUGGUCAAAGAUUAAAAAGCGAGCAUUGAAAAGUGCAGACCUCAAAGUGAUGUCUAACCUCAAAGUGAUGUCUAACCUAAAAAUGCUAAUGGUGGAUAGUUUUGUCGCUUCUCUAGACCUUCCCGACUCUUUUGUCGCUUCUCUAGACCUUCCCGACUCUCUUCGUUAUCUCUACUGGCCUCGUUAUCCACUGGAAUCUUUGCCGUCAAAUUUUUCUCCUGAAAAUCUAGUUGAGUUUCAUAUGCGAUAUAGCCAAGUUAAGAAGCUUUGUAAAGAAGACCAGAUACUUGUGAACUUGGAAGUGAUCGAUCUGAAGCACUCUUGGUACCUAUCUGAACUUCCAAAUCUCUCUGAGAGUCAAAAAAUUGUGAGCAUAGAUCUCUUUGGCUGUAGAAGUUUGGUUGAAAUUCCUUGGUCUUUUCAACGUCUUGACAAGCUUACUCAUCUUGAUGUUGGAGGCUGCACCAGUCUCGAGUAUCUUCCAGAGAUGCCAAGGAAUAUUAUAUACUUAGAUUUACAAAACAGUGGUAUAAAGGAGUUGCCCGAAUCAGUUUGGUCUCAUGAAAAUAUUUCUCACUUGGAUAUUACUGGUUGUAAAGACCUUGAGAAACUUCCAAGCAACAAGUGUAAGCUGAAAGUCUCUGGUUGUUUUAAUCUAGAUGGCUGCACAUCUCUUGGUGAGUUUUCUGAGCUUCCCAGGGAUAUAAGUAAAUUAUCAUUGGUUGGUUGCAUGAGACUUGUGAGUCUACCAGCCAACAUUUGUAAGUUGAAAUAUCUCGAGGGACUCAAUCUCUCUGGGUGCUCUAAACUUCAAAACUUCCCCGAGAUAUUGGAGCCAAUGGAACAUUUGAAGCACUUAAAUUUAAGUCAAACAGCGAUUAAAGAGCUACACUCAUCAAUCGAGUUUCUCCCUGCGCUCAAAACACUUGAACUACAAAGUUGCAAAAGGCUUUCAAGUAUCCCAAAAAGCAUUUGUAAGUUGAAAUAUCUCGAGGAACUCAAUCUGUCUGGCUGCUCCAAACUUAAAAACUUCCCAGAGAUCUUGGAGCCAAUGGAACAUUUGAAGUCCUUAGAUUUAAGUCAAACAGCGGUUGAAAAGCUACACUUAUCAAUCGAGUUUCUCCCUAACAUCAUGAGGAGAAGUGCUGAUAACCAAAGUUAUUAUGUGUUGGGUCACAAGACCGCCAACAUUCGUGAUCUUUACACGUUGGGUCAUAAAUUAGGACAGGGACAAUUUGGGUCUACGUAUUUAUGCAUUGAGAUUGCUACUGGCUGUCAGUAUGCGUGUAAGUCUAUCUCCAAGAGGAAGUUGAUCUCGAAGGAGGAUGUGGACGAUGUUAGGAUGGAGAUUCAGAUAAUGCACCAUUUGGCUGGUCACAAGAAUAUUGUGACAAUCAAGGGCGCUUAUGAGGAUUCACUGUAUGUUCAUAUUGUAAUGGAGCUUUGUGGCGGGGGUGAGUUGUUUGAUCACAUUGUCCAGAGGGUUUAUUACAGUGAGAGAAAGGCAGCUGAGUUGACACGGAUUAUUGUUGGUGUUGUUGAAGCUUGCCAUUCACUUGGUGUCAUGCAUAGAGAUAUGAAACCCGAAAACUUCUUGUUGGUUAACAAGGACGAUGAUUUUUCUCUCAAGGCCAUUGAUUUUGGACUCUCAGUUUUCUUCAAACCGGGUCAAGUUUUCACUGAUGUGGUUGGAAGCCCAUAUUAUGUUGCUCCGGAGGUACUCCUCAAUCAUUAUGGACCAGAAGCGGAUGUGUGGACUGCAGGAGUUACACUGUAUAUUCUGCUCAGUGGUGUGGUACCAUUUUGGGCAGAAACCCAGCAGGGGAUAUUUGAUGCGGUCUUGAAGGGAUAUAUAGACUUUGAAUCAGAGCCAUGGCCUGAAAUAUCUGACAGUGCAAAAGACCUAAUCCGGAAGAUGCUAUGUUCUAGGCCUUCAGACCGCUUAACUGCACAUGAAGUGCUAUGUCACCCUUGGAUUUGCGAAAAUGGGGUUGCUUCUGAUAGAGAUCCAGUUGUACUUUCUCGUCUCAAAACGUUUUCUGCUAUGAACAAGUUAAAGAAGAUGGCUUUACUGGUAAUAGCUGAAAGCCUAUCUGCGGAGGAGAUUGCUGGACUCAGAGAGAUGUUUCAGGCUAUGGAUACUGAUAAUAGUGGUGCAAUAACAUUUGAUGAACUUAAAGCUGGUUUGCGGAGAUACGGCUCUACCAUGAAGGAUACAGAGAUAUGUGAUCUUAUGGCUGCGGCUGAUCUGGACCACAGUGGAACAAUUGAUUAUGGGGAAUUUCUAGCUGCUACAAUUCAUCUUAACAAACUAGAAUGUGAAGAACAUCUGGUUGCAGCCUUCCGAUACUUUGAUAAGGAUGGAAGUGGUUAUAUUACGGUUGAUGAGCUCCAGCAAGCUUGUACAGAACAUAACAUGACUGACGUCCUUCUUGAAGAUAUUAUAAAAGAAGUUGAUCAGGAUAAUGAUGGAAGGAUUGACUACAGUGAGUUUGUCGCCAUGAUGCAAAGGGGCAAUGUGAAAGGCAACAUGCCAAUUGGAAGACGGACUAUGAGGAACAGUCUAAAUUUGAGCAUGAGAGAUGCACCAGGAGCUCAUUAGCUUCCAACUAAGCACACCAGCGUCAUGUAAAGGUUGUACAGAAAAGUCAGAAGAAGGGAGAUUUGGUGGUAGAAGAUUGAGAAGCAAAUUUUAAUUCCUCAACUCGAAAUAGAGAUUCGAAUAGGGAGACGUAACAUUUUGAGAGUUGGGAGAUUUCUGUUGUUUUUUUAUUUUGUUAAGUGAUGCCUUUUGUAUUGCUGUAUGAUGACCAAACAAUAUUUGGAGAGUGGCAAGUGUUAUUUCAAGAUUCUAACUUAU
Malus domestica (apple) is the source of this 5016-nucleotide messenger RNA. The record is from RefSeq and is a predicted model, not a curated record. Lineage: Eukaryota; Viridiplantae; Streptophyta; Magnoliopsida; Rosales; Rosaceae.